GCUCCUAUCAUUGGUCAUGUUGGUGAUGGUAACUUCCAUUCAAUGUUACUAGUAUCAAAUGAUGAAGAACUAUCCAUUGCUAAACAACUAGCUAUCAACAUGGCAAGGAGAGCAUUAAAAGUAGGAGGUACAUGUACAGGUGAACACGGGAUAGGACGUGGUAAGAUGACACUAUUGGAGGAAGAAUACGGACCCACUGGAAUACAAGUAAUGAAGAAUAUCAAACAAUCACUGGAUCCUAAUGGAAUCAUGAAUCCAGGGAAGAUCAUACACAUACAAUAAUAAUAUGUGUAUACCAG
Messenger RNA from Amphimedon queenslandica, 299 nucleotides. RefSeq names its product probable D-lactate dehydrogenase, mitochondrial. The transcript is spliced from 2 exons. Gene Ontology annotation, biological process: lactate catabolic process. Bases 43 to 282 code for a protein of 79 amino acids. Gene Ontology annotation, molecular function: D-lactate dehydrogenase (cytochrome) activity; D-lactate dehydrogenase (NAD+) activity; flavin adenine dinucleotide binding. Gene Ontology annotation, cellular component: mitochondrion. NCBI's taxonomy places the organism in Eukaryota, Metazoa, Porifera, Demospongiae, Haplosclerida, Niphatidae. The record is from RefSeq and is a predicted model, not a curated record.